GGCGGCGCACGUCUCACUAUGGAGUUAUUUCUGUGGUUGAUUGUGAUAUUAUUUUGCCUCAUUUUCUUGGCCCGCCUGGUCAAACAUGAACAGUUCGAUAAACUCCCAGGUCCACCGGGUCUAUACAUAUUUGGAAAUGCCCUGGAUUUUUUUCUGAUGGAUACUGUGCGACUAUUUUAUCAUUUUCGGACUUUGGGCAGUAGAUACAAUAAGCUGUUCAAGUUAAAAAUGGGACCCAUGAAGAUUUUAAUUUUAUAUAAUCCUGAAGAUGUAGAGACUUUAAUUUCCGGAACAAAAUACAAUCAAAAAGGCUUUGUAUACAGUUUUAUUAGACCGUGGUUGAAAGAAGGCUUGCUUCUUAGUGAUGGUUCCAAAUGGCAACAGCGAAGAAAGAUUUUAACACCAGCAUUUCAUUUCAAUAUUCUCCGUAAUUUCAAUUAUAUUUUACAAGAAAACAGUUGGAAAUUUGUAGAACGUUUACGUCAUGAAGAAAAUGAGAGUAAAACUGAAGUCUCUUCAAUGAUUACAGAUUUCACAUUAAACUCUAUUUGUGAAACUUCCAUGGGUACACAAUUGGAUGCUGAGACCAGUGAAUUUGGGAAAACUUACAAAGAUGCUAUACACAAGCUCGGUCAAUGUGUUGUGUAUAGGGGGCAGCGGUGCUGGAUGUACUUCGAAAUCGUGUUCAAUCGCACGCGAGUCGGUCGAAAGUUCAAUGAAUUGCUCAAUCUACUGACUUCAUUCCGUCGAAAGGUGGUAGAUAAAAGGAGGAAUGAUAAGGAAUUUAAAAAUCUAGUCUUCGAUAAAGACGAUAAUGUUCAGUACGAAGAUUCGCUAGAGUCAGGCAAGAAGAGGCUAGCUAUGCUGGAUCUGCUGCUCCAUGCCGAAGAGAAUGGUACGAUUGACGCGGAUGGUAUUGGUGAGGAAGUAGACACGUUCAUGUUCGAGGGACACGACACUACUUCGUCAGCUCUUCAAUUUGCUUUCAUGCUGAUAGCCAACAAUGAAGAAUGCCAGGAGAAAAUUUUUGAAGAGUGCGAAAAAAUAUUCGGUUCUUCUGACCGGGCAGCGGACAUCAACGACUUGUCUGAGAUGAAAUACCUCGGAUGCUGCAUCAAGGAAACUAUGAGGCUCUACCCACCUGUACCGUUCAUUGUAAGGAGGAUACUACAACCACUGCAAUUGAAAGACUACUUGAUACCUACUGAGACGGAAUGCGCGGUCCUGAUAUAUGACCUGCACCGACGCAGUGACCAGUUCCCGGAACCCCUGGAAUUCCGCCCCGAGAGGUUCCUCGCUGAACCCACUUGGCACCCAUACGCUUACAUCCCCUUCAGUGCAGGACCGAGAAAUUGUAUUGGCCAAAAGUUUGCUAUGAUGGAGAUGAAACUAGUUCUAUCGUCGGUGAUUCGCAAGUACAGGAUGCUCCCGGUGACCAGGCCACAGGAUCUGGUUUUCGUCACCGAUUUCAUACUACGGACCACUGCUCCCAUUUACGUUAAAUUCCAGAAACGCGCACUCCUCACGAUGAUCGCGUAUGUUUUGAUGACUCUUGUGGUUCUGCUGUGUGUGAUUCAUUUGCUGAUCAACUACAAUAAGAAGGCGCGGAUGAUGCGCAGAAUCCCAGGGCCAAAGGAGACCUUCUUGGUAGGAAAUGCUCCAGAAAUCAUCGUUUCGCCAGUGGAACUGUUUGCGUUAGGCAGAAAAUAUGCGAACACAUGGAAAAACUUGUACCGCUUUUGGGCUUACCCCUUGUCGGCAGUAAACAUUUACAAUCCAGAGGAUAUCGAGGUUAUUAUAUCGACAACGAAGUUUAACGAAAAAAGCCGUGUGUAUUAUUUUCUAAAGCCGUGGCUUCAAGAUGGUUUACUUCUCAGCAAUGGAUCAAAAUGGCAACAACGUCGCAAGAUACUGACUCCUGCGUUUCACUUCAACAUCCUGCGGGAGUUCUACGUGGUGCUGGAGGAGAAUUCUGACCGUUUAGUGGCCAAACUGGCUCAGCAUACUGGAAAGGAACUUGACCUUGUACCAGUUAUGUCAGAGUUCACUCUGAAUUCCAUUUGUGAAACUGCCAUGGGGACUCAACUCAGUGAGGAGACAAGCGCAUCUGCAAAACGUUACAAAGAGGCCAUACUCUCGCUAACAAAUGUAGUAUUUGAAAGAUUUAUCAAAAUGCCAUAUUAUUUUGAUAACAUCUUUAAUUUAUCGCCUUUGGGAAAAGAACAGCAAAAAUUUAUAACUACCAUACGCGAAUUCACGAAAAAAGUUAUUCAUGACAGGAAACUGUAUUGGGAACUUAAUAAAUUCGAUUUAAAUGAUUUUACUGAAAGUGGAUCAGACGAUGUGUAUAUGAAUAAAAGGAGAAAAAAGACGGCCAUGUUGGAUUUGCUUAUUGCGGCUCAAAAAGAGGGCAUGAUUGAUGAAAAUGGCAUCCAAGAAGAAGUAGACACUUUUAUGUUUGAGGGACACGAUACGACUGCAUCGGGUUUGACAUUUUGCCUGAUGCUGCUUGCUAACAACAGGGACAAACAGGACAAAAUCGUUCAAGAACUACACGAAAUAUUUGGAAAAUCACUUCGCUCCGCAACUAUUGAUGACUUGUGCAAGAUGAAAUACCUUGAAUGUUGCAUCAAGGAAUCUCUGCGACUGUACCCACCCGUGCAUUUUAUAAGUCGAAACUUGAAUCAAACUGUUGAACUAAGUAACUACACCGUGCCUCCAGGGACGAUCUGCCACAUUCACGUGUACGACCUCCAUCGGCGGGAGGACCUGUACAAGGAUCCUCUGGUGUUCGAUCCUGACCGGUUUUUACCAGAGAACUGCGUGGGCCGCCACCCUUACGCUUACAUACCUUUCAGUGCUGGCCCGAGGAACUGUAUAGGUCAAAAAUUCGCGAUGCUGGAAAUGAAAUUGGUGGUAUCUGCGGUACUCCGGGAAUUUCAGCUGUUCCCAGUGACCACUCCCGACGACAUCAGGAUAUCUGCUGACUUGGUUUUAAGGAACUCCGGUCCUGUUUCCGUUCGCUUUGAAAAAAGAAAUAAAAAUAAUAAUUAUUUGUUAUCGCCAGUCAGUAAAGUCUUAUCUUGGCCUCGGAGUUCCAUCAUGUUGUUCGUAUUGUUCGCUUUUGCGCUGUUACUGUGUUUUAUUCAUUAUCUCAUCAAUGAAAAUGAAAAGGCCAGAAUUUUGAAGAAAAUCCCUGGACCUAAGGACGUUUUUUUACUAGGCAAUGCCUUAGAAGUUAUGCUUACACCUGUCGAAUUAUUCAAAUUAGGGAGACGGAAUGCUCAGAAAUAUAAUGGGAUUUACAGAUUUUGGGCCUUUCCUCGUUCGGCGGUUAAUAUUUACAACCCAGAAGAUAUAGAAGUCGUUAUAGCGACGUCGAAACAUAAUAGCAAGAGCCCUCUGUACAAUUUCCUUAAACCAUGGCUGUGGGAUGGUUUACUAUUAAGCUCUGGUUCUAAAUGGCAUCAACGAAGAAAAAUUCUUACGCCCGCCUUUCAUUUUAACAUUUUACGGCAAUUUCAUAUUAUUUUGGAAGAAAAUAGUAAUCGAUUAAUCAAAUCUCUUGAAAGAACACCUGGAAAAGCUAUCGAUAUUGUAUCACUGCUCUCUGAAUAUACGCUCAAUUCUAUUUGUGAAACUGCUAUGGGUACUCAGCUAUCUGAAGAAACAACUGGAUCAGCAAAAUCGUACAAAGCAGCUAUUUACGGUCUUGGCAAUUUGCUCGUUCAAAGAAUCAGCAGAAUUUACUACCAUACAGAUUUUGUUUUCAACCUCUCAUCUUUAGGACGACAUUAAAAGGAAUAUCUUCACACUGUGCGAGAAUUCACAGAAAAAGUAAUCAAAGACAGAAAAGAUUACAUUGAAACAAAUCGCAUUUCGAGUAGUGACGAUAUACAUACAGAUGAUACUUUUAUGACUAAGAAGAAGAAAAAAGCAGCCAUGCUCGAUUUAUUAAUUCUGGCUAAAAAGGAAGGACUCAUAAAUAAUGUGGGCAUACAAGAGGAAGUAGAAACUUUUAUGUUUGAGGGACAUGAUACCACAGCUGCCGGCUUGACAUUUAGUCUAGUUUUAUUAGCCGAGGAGAAAGAUAUACAAAACAAAAUUUACCUAGAACAGCGAGAGAUAUUCGGGGAUUCGUCGCGCGCAGCUACUUCAGAAGACUUGUCUAAAAUGCGGUACCUCGAGUGCUGCAUCAAAGAGUGUCUUCGUCUAUAUCCGCCUGUACCUGUGAUCAGUCGCGCAUUGAGCGAAACUGUCAAACUCAGCAAUUACACAAUACCCGUUGGCUCGUACUGCAACAUUCACAUUUAUGACUUGCACCGGAGGGAGACCCUCUUCAAAAACCCUCUGAAGUUUGACCCAGACCGCUUUCUACCUGAAAACAGCGUCGGGCGCCAUCCUUAUUCAUACAUACCGUUUAGUGCGGGCCCCAGAAACUGCAUAGGACAAAAAUUCGCAAUGAUGGAAAUGAAGUCAGCCCUGUCUGCAAUCCUCCGCCACUUCGAGUUGGAGCCGGUGACUCGGCAGUCAGACCUGGAAAUCAUCACAGACCUCGUGCUGAGGAAUUCUCAACCUGUUUACGUCACGUUCAACAAAAGAGUUUCUUCAUAAUUUAUAUUAAAAGAUUUAUUUACAAUAAUUAAGGGUAACGUGAUAUGCAUAGUUUUAGUCUGUGGUAUGUACUUACAUACCUUUUUAUGUAGAUAUUGCUAGCUAAAACGCAGCUAAAGUUUGUAAGGCAGACUAAUAAAUGUUCCAUAUGACAUUA
Messenger RNA from Amyelois transitella, 4771 nucleotides. RefSeq lists its product as uncharacterized. The record is from RefSeq and is a predicted model, not a curated record. Lineage: Eukaryota; Metazoa; Arthropoda; Insecta; Lepidoptera; Pyralidae. The transcript has 27 exons. Gene Ontology annotation, molecular function: iron ion binding; heme binding; monooxygenase activity.